AUGAAUGCAGAAUCAUAUGAUGGCAGUGAAGAGGCUCGAGCUGAAGUUCUGAUCAAGCGACCUACUGAUCCAGUCGAGUAUUUAGGCCGUUGUUUGAAAAUGUAUGCUCAGCUCAGGAAUGAUGAAAUAAAGGAAUCUGCUGAGGCAGACGGAAUCAGCGAUAGUGAUUCACUGGAUAAGUUGGACAAUAUUUCGGAGGAGAUUGAAAAAGAAAAAGAAAAAUCUGAGUCAGACGACGGAAGUAAUUCGCAGAUUGAAGGAGGUAUCAUCAGAAAGAACAGUCAGACAAACGGACUACUAGAUAGUGGAAUGGAACAGAAGGUAAACGAUGAAGAAGACAGAGAGGUCCAUCAACAAAGUGAUUUAGAAGAUUCUGUACGAGAAACACAGGAAGACGAACAAAGUAUAUCGAAGUUUGGAAAUGAAAGUGAAGAUGAAGUCACCUUCGAUUCACAGUCAAAGCAAGAUGUAAAUGAUACACCGUAUGAAGACGUCGGUGAUCUUCAUGAUGAAAAAUCAAUAACUGAUUCUGAAGCAUAA
Trichobilharzia regenti is the source of this 540-nucleotide messenger RNA. NCBI's taxonomy places the organism in Eukaryota, Metazoa, Platyhelminthes, Trematoda, Strigeidida, Schistosomatidae. The record is from the annotation of a GenBank genome assembly.